UCACCUAAGUGAUGUGGAACUUGUAUGUAUCUAUGUGUUGCGACAAGUACGCUACGUUGAAACUUUUAUAUGUUUUAUUACACCACCGAAUCAUAAAACUGAACACAGACAUCAAUUGAUGUCAAUAUUAUAAAUUGUAAAUAGUUUAAUAUGUCUAUAGAUUUAAUCAAUCUACAAAGAUGGCGCUCAUUUUGAUUUACUUAUAUGCCUGUGAAGUGCUCGGUUGACAUAUGAGGAGGUUAUAUUCCUUCGUGUCUUUCAUUUUAUGCCUAUGAAAGCGCUAUAGAAAAGUUUUAUAGUUCAUUCACCGGGAAAAACAGGCAAAAGUGUGAAGACGAUAACGUAUUCAUCUGAAGUGGAUUAUUCGUGAUUGUUAAAGAACUACUGAGCUUCUAUGACAGUAGAUUGUCAAAAAGUCUAAGGGACGGCAAUGGGGGCAACACCAAGUCGGAAUGAUGAUCUCUCUAAGAAUGUCUAUUUGGAAAGAUUCUGUGGAAAAAAAAGUAUUCUGCCAAAUGAUCCAUUCUGGGAUACUUUUCUUUCUUACAACAUGCGCCCACCUAUCACGCGGAAUGAUCAAAUAGAAUUAGAUUCUCGAUUGGACUCUUCUUGUCAACAACUACUUGCUAAUAAUUUAACCACUGGCAACUUUGGCAGUUUAAUACAAGUUGCUCUCACUCGUGCCAGUAACCUGCUGACACCAACGCAAAAUCAGAAAAUCAUAUCAGCAUGGCAGACAUAUAAUGCAUUAUUCGCAGUAAGAUGUAUUUUAAAAUAUCUAAUUGAAACUGUUGGCGAGGAAGAAAUGAUCAAACACAUAGAAGCACCUCAAUUACCUGUACCAACUCAAAUAAAUUCAUCUUACAGAUUAGAAGACUUUUAUGAAGCUUUAGGUGAUAUCAUAACUGAUGUACCGUUAUGUGAAUUCACAUAUGUUGUUCAUCUAGAAGCAAUAAAUUGCUUACUUGUACUACUUUCGGUACAAUUAUUUUCACAAACUGCUGCUGAAUACAGCUCCAUUUACAGAAUAGCAAUGCAUUCACAUUCUAGUGAACAUGCACCAGCAAUGGUUUGUACAUUAUUGCAUAAUUUUGUGCAGCAAGAACAUGCUCCUCCAGGGUUGCUUACUCAACAAGCAGGAGGAAGUAUUGUCUUUAGUAUAGCGGCUGGUUUAUGGAAUGUGAUUACAAUGGGUAUGGGUAGCAGCUUGAAAAAUGUACAAGUUACAAAUAAUAAUAGUUCUGAAGCGGAAGAAAAAAAACGUGACACGGAAACACCGCUUGCUAGUCAAUCUCUAUUAUUGUUACUGGUUUUAACGAAUCAUUGUACUGCAACACAGAAUCCUUACAGAAAUGCUCUUUUCAGUUUUGUUGACAUGCAAGAAGAUUAUUCUGCGAUACAAGCAAAAGGUGCAUUUAGAUUUAAUUUAAAUAAAUUGUACAAUACCAUAUGUAAAAUACCGAACACAGACGAAGUUACGUUAUUAUUGUAUAUGUUACUACAUAGAAAUUCAAGUGUAAAACAAGACAUGUAACACCAAUAUUGCAAAUAUUGUAUCAUGCUCCAAAUAAUACGUCACAUCAUAUUUAUAUGUCUCUCAUUAUUCUUCUUAUCUUGAGUGAAGAUGAAACUUUCAAUAAAAGGAUAAUGCUUAGAGGUGUAAGUUGGUACACGGAAAGAUCGAUAAGUGAAAUAUCAUUAGGAGGUCUUUUAAUUCUUGUUGUUAUAAGGACAAUUCAAUACAACAUGUUCAAGAUGAGAGAUAAAUAUUUGCACACAAAUUGUUUAGCAGCUUUAGCAAAUAUGUCUGCGCAGUUCACAUCUUUACAUCCCUAUGUUAGUCAAAGACUCUUAAGUUUAUUUGAAACUCUUGCGAAGAAACACGUCAGGUUGGAAGCGAAAAUACAGGCACAGCCUACCGUUCCUCCACCUGAAAGCACCGCCGUUGCAGUUAAUGGAACUACCGCAAAUUCAGACUUGAUUCAAGAUCUAACAAUACUUGAAGAAGUAUUGAGAAUGGUAUUAGAAAUCAUAAAUAGCUGCUUAACUUACAGGCUUGCACAUAAUCCAAAUUUAAUAUACACACUUUUAUACAAAAAAGAUAUUUUCCAACCAUUCAGAACACACACAGCAUUUCAAGAUAUUGUGCAAAAUAUAGAUUCUGUCAUUAAUUUCUUUUCUUAUAAAUUGGAGCAGAAAGAUCAAUCUCAACUUGGUGUUAGUCAAGUAUUAACUACAAUUCAACAAGGUACUAGCGAAUGGCCUCGUGAUCGAUUAAGGAAAUUUCCAGAACUGAAAUUUAAAUACGUGGAAGAAGAACAACCAGAAGAAUUUUUCAUUCCAUAUGUAUGGAGUGUUGUUUGUCAAAGUGCUCUCUUACAUUGGAGUGCAGAAAACAUAAAAUUAUUUUCACCAAGUAACAGUGAUCAAACAACGAUUAUUGUUUGUUUAUACUGAGACACGGGCUGCUGCUUGCAGUAAUUAUAGGUAAUUGUAAUCAAGUAAGAAAUUUGCGAAGCAAUAUUUCAUAACGAAAGAUUUAUUUGAUACGGAAUGGAAUCAAUAUUUUCAUUAUUUAUUGUAAAAGUAAACAAAGAGGAUGUAUAGAAAAAAUUCUAAAAGGUAUAUAUUCAUUUUAUAUUUGUGAUCUAUUUAACAUUACAAUUAUCUUAUCUUUGUGAAAACGUCAGUUAAUAUUAUUAAUAUUCGUUUUUGUAAAAUAAUCUUUCGUUAAUCAUAUUUUACAAUAGGUGAACUCAAUAAUAUUUGAUGGUAAUAGUGGGUAUUAUGAAAUAUGAAAUAUUUUAAUAUUUUUAAUUUGUGAGCCUAAACAGUAGGAUUAAUAAGAAAUUCGAUUUGAUAUAACAAAGUUCUGUAUUGCUAAGACUGGAGACGUAAUUUAUUAUUCUCUGAAGAUGCAUCAUGUCGUAAUAAAUAUUUAAACAUGUUUAGGACAUGAAAAUAGGGACGUAUUCGACUGAGUCAUUUUAAAAAGCACAGCGAAAAGGUGACCUAUAAAUACUAAUUAUUUCUGUCACAAGAAUCUGCUAAAAAAAUGUAAACAAACAUUUUGCAGUAUCCAGUAUCAUAAUAAAUGUAUCAUUAAUAUAUACAUAUAAAUGAUCGAA
This is a messenger RNA of Megalopta genalis, 3128 nucleotides long. NCBI's taxonomy places the organism in Eukaryota, Metazoa, Arthropoda, Insecta, Hymenoptera, Halictidae. The record is from RefSeq and is a predicted model, not a curated record.